Penicillium taxi is the source of this 3294-nucleotide messenger RNA. RefSeq names its product putative ATP-dependent permease ADP1. The record is from RefSeq and is a predicted model, not a curated record. The transcript is spliced from 3 exons. The coding region runs from base 1 to 3294 and encodes 1097 amino acids. NCBI's taxonomy places the organism in Eukaryota, Fungi, Ascomycota, Eurotiomycetes, Eurotiales, Aspergillaceae. Gene Ontology annotation, molecular function: ATP binding; ABC-type transporter activity; ATP hydrolysis activity. Gene Ontology annotation, cellular component: membrane.
AUGCGACCAACUGCAUUUCUUCCAGUGAUCGCUCUGGUCUCCCAAGCGAUCCUGACAGUAGCAUGGAGUGAUGUUUCUGAUCCAAAUCUUGUUUACCAACCUUAUUCCCUCUUCGAUGAUCGACCCGCCGAAUGUCCUCCAUGCUUCAACUGUCUGCUAGACGCCUCCAACUGCACCCACUACGCAGCCUGCAAUCAAUACAAUGGCAAAUGCAUUUGUCCACCUGGUUUUGGUGGAGAUGACUGCUCUCUGCCUGUCUGCGGCUCACUCGCUGACGGCCAGAAUCGCCCCCAGCGGAAAGGCCAGUCCUGUGAUUGCAAGGAUGGCUGGGGAGGUAUCAACUGCAAUGUCUGCCAAAAUGAUAACGCUUGUGAUGCGAUGAUGCCUGAGGGUAAAGAUGGCGCAUGCUACAAGGAAGGUGUUACGAUCAAGGAGAACUUCCAAAUGUGUGACGUGACCAACCGAAAAAUCAUUGAUCAACUGGAUGGACGGAAGCCACAGGUGACAUUUUCCUGCGAGGCCAACAAUCAUACCUGCAAUUUCCAAUUCUGGGUCGCGCAGAAGGAGUCCUUCUUCUGCGAAUUGGAUAAUUGUAAAUGGGACAUGCAGAAUGAUUAUGACGUCAACUCUACCAGCUACAAGUGCCAAGAUCUCCGCUGCAGCUGUAUUCCAGGUCGCUUUCUUUGUGGUGAGAAUGGCUCCAUUGAUCUUGGGGACUUCCUUGACCAGAUGAUCAAGGGUCCAGCUACCUUCUCCACCAAAUCAGACUCGAAAGGCAGCACAAGUGUUUUCUCAGAGCCCCAGAUGAACUACUUGAUCAGUAGUGUCUUUGGUGACCCGAGCAUCUUUCUGAAAUGUGAUGCAGGAGAGUGUCUGUACAAGACCGAUAUGCCAGGUUACGAACGCCCUAUCAAGCGAAUCAACACACCAUUGAUUGCGGGUGUGAUUGCAGGCUCUGCUCUUUUCGUCGUUGCUGUCAUCUUAAUCGUCUGGUACUUGACUCGCCGGGCUGCCAGCCGUGGCUACAUCAACCUUUCUCUGUCAGAUGACUCUGACGACGAAUCGGCGAGACUUCAGGCAGAAUACAGACCAGCCAGCUUGUCCUGGGAAAACGUUUCGUAUUAUCUGAAUCAUCGAGAAAUUCUUUCUAAUAUCCAGGGAGCAUCUCACCCUGGUCAAAUCACUGCAAUUAUGGGAGCUUCCGGUGCGGGAAAGACGACUUUUCUGGAUAUACUAGCUCGCAAGAAUAAACGGGGUACGGUGCAGGGUGACUUCUAUGUCAACGGCGAGCAGAUUGGAGACCAGGAUUUCAAGAACUUAAUCGGAUUUGUGGACCAAGAGGACACAAUGCUUCCGACGUUAACUGUGCAUGAGACCAUCUUGACCAGUGCCCUGCUGAGACUGCCACGGGAUAUGAGUCGAGCCCUCAAAGAGCAGAGAGUCAUAGAAGUUGAGAAACAAUUAGGCAUUCACCACAUCGGAGACCAACUUAUCGGGUCAGAGGAAAGUGGAGGCCGUGGAAUUUCUGGUGGUGAGAAACGCCGAGUCGGUAUUGCUUGUGAGCUGGUCACCAGCCCCAGCAUUCUGUUUCUGGAUGAACCGACUAGUGGAUUGGAUGCGUUUAACGCUUUUAACGUAGUUGAAUGCUUGGUCACUUUGGCCAAAACCUAUAAUCGCACGGUCAUUUUCACCAUCCAUCAACCACGCUCGAACAUUGUGGCUCUUUUCGAUCGAUUGAUCCUUCUUGCAAGCGGACGAACUGUCUACUCUGGACCUUUCUCUUCGUGUCAGCGUUACUUUGACCAAAUUGGGUACUCGUGCCCACCUGGAUUCAACAUCGCGGAUUACCUAGUUGAUCUUACCAUGCACGCUGGGGUUCAUUCAUACAGAGAUGAUGUGGAUGGCUCCAUCGACGGUCGUCCGCCAAAGACUGCUACGAGCAGUUUGAGGGGUAUCAAAUCUGUCGCCAGUGCAUCUAACGUAAGCGUGAGCAUCGAAGACAACGCUAGUGGCACUACGGAGACCAACUUGAAACCACCGAACAAACGGCGUAUUUCUCUGAAGCAGCAGCAGGAUAACCAACUUUAUUCACGACGCAAGGAAUCGGCUCGCUCUAUCACAUCAAAGUCUAUUGCAUCAAAGUCUAUCGCGUCCAAGACUGAUGAAGAGGAUUCUGUACCCGAUGUGACUGACACUAAUAACCAAUGGCUACGUCUUUCUCGCCAACAAAGCAAUGCUCCCCCACAAAUUCUUCUUGAUCCAGACCAGAUUCCACCUCCAGCGAACUCUGUGACCGAUCUUGAUAUUUUGGUGGCUAGCUAUGCUGAUUCUGACGUAUGCCAUUCAGUUCAUGAGGAGAUUUUGGCGGCCGUUGAGUCUGCCCAGGCUGCAAAUGGUUCGUCAAACUCGAACAUCGUGUCUGGUCUGACUGGAGCGCAGUCGAAGAGCUAUGCCCGGAUCGGUCUGGCUAGGCAAUUUGUCAUUCUGUCGCAACGCACAUGGCGUAACCUAUACCGUAACCCUAUGCUGAUGCUUACCCACUAUGCAAUCUCCAUUCUGCUAGCUGUGCUUUCUGGAUAUCUUUUCUAUGGACUGACUGAUGACAUCAAGGGUUUCCAAAACCGCCUUGGUCUCUUCUUCUUUGUUCUUGCCCUGUUUGGGUUCAGCACUCUCACUAGUCUCACAACCUUCUCGACUGAAAGACUGCUAUUUGUCCGCGAGCGUGCUAAUGGCUACUACCACCCCUUUACAUACUUUGCUGCCAAGGUCGUCUUCGAUAUUGUGCCACUGCGACUCUUCCCACCCAUGAUUAUGGGUAUCAUUGUUUACCCUAUGACUGGACUUAUCCCCGCAUGGCCUGAGUUCCUACGAUUCCUGCUGGUUUUGGUACUGUUUAAUCUUGCAGCUGCCACUAUCUCGCUGUUGGUUGGCAUCAUAUUCCGCGAUGGUGGGGUUGCCAACUUGAUUGGCAGUCUAGUGAUGCUGUUCAGCCUUCUCUUCGCUGGUCUUCUGCUAAACCGUGAAGCAAUUCCAGCAUCUGCAUUGUGGCUACAAAGUCUUUCUAUCUUCCACUAUGCCUUUGAAGCUCUCAUCGUUAACGAGGUCACUUUCCUCACCUUGAUUGACCACAAGUACGGCCUGGACAUUGAAGUUCCCGGCGCAUCAAUUCUCAGUGCAUUUGGAUUCAAUACACUUGCCUAUUGGAACGACGUUGUUGGCCUCGCUGUUAUUGCAGGGGCCUGUCUUAUUAUUGCGUAUGCAGCGAUGCAUUUCUUGCUUAUUGAGAAGCGCUAG